UUGUACUUAUUGUCAUGCGAAGAUUUCAUAUUUAAAUGUUAAAAUCUGACAAAUAUUAACUGCACUGUGCGAGUUUAAACAUUUCCCCAAUAAUUUUUUUUGUGGACUUUUAGUUACAUUUUUUGAAAUUAGGAAUCACUGUGCGGCGUGUGCGGCUUUCGCGCCACUAAACGCUAGGGAUUUUCUAGUGAAUCUAAUCCACAAUUAAAUUAUAAUAUUGGCGGUAACAAUGUUUUUAUGUUGGUAUUAAUGGGCCCAGUUGGUGGCAGUUGAAACAUAAAUUGUUCAUCUGUCAACAUUUUUAAAUAAUUCAAAAUUAAAUUAAAUAAUAAUUAUGUACAUUUAAUUAAUUCGUCAAAUAAAUUUCUAUAUACAUAAUUUACUAUCAACAAUACAAAUAUUUUACGAUAUGUUAUGAUAAUUAAUAAAAAUGAAUGUUUCUUCUAUAUGUGAUUUUACAUAGGAGGAUGAUUUCAUGCAGUAGUUCUGUUGUUUGUUAGUGAAGUAUUACAGAAUUAAGAAGAAAAUAAUUUGAAACGAGAAAAUCUUAUCGUAUUGAGUCGUAGUCGUCUGAGACAGAUCAAACAACCUUUCAUCGAUAUUUUAAUUGCGAUUCGAUUUGAAAGGUUAAGCAGCAUCUUAGAGUGUUGUUUAUUUAACAAACGUUCUUGUAAUAGCUUGAUGUUUCCGUACAAUUAAACAAUAUUAGAAAGGCUUUAUUUACGAAGUCAUGGAUUGUCUUGACGACGACGCGCUUGAGUUUAGUGAUAAAGAGGAAGAUUCCAUUUUUAAUCCUUCAUCCUCUAACAUAUGUAACCCCAUAGAAGAAUAUCUUAAACAACAAUUAAGUUCUUUACAGAACAGGGUAGAUAAAACGAAUAAUGAACUGGAAGAAAUAAAGGACGAAAUUAAAAAUAUUUCUAAUAGUUUACUUUUCAAACUUGUCCAUGGCCAUGAUAAAGAUUCUGAUUCAGAUAGCGAAAUGUACACAAUCGAAGGAGAACCAGUGAUUAAAACGAACUUUAAUUAUAACAAACCCAGCAAUUUCUUGGUACUGAAAGACCAGUGGCAAUACGUUCUUCUAGAUAAAUGGAUAAUAGGUGCAGUCUUACAGAAUGUAUCAUUUCAAAUAUUACGUGAGCUUAAAUUUUAUGCCUUCCCAAAAGGCAUCAACGAAAUUCAUGGUGUUGUAUCAGCUUUCUGGCAAGAGGAUGGUAAUCUUUGGAAAAAGAUUGACGUGAUCCCAUCGAGGAAAGGCAACAUUGUAGCCACGCUUGUUCUCGAUCCCAUAGAUUUUCAUGAAAAUUCUGUCGUAGAAAUAUACAGCACGAUUUCAUACGAAAAUUUGGAUACGGAAUUGCAGCUAGCUAUACCGAUCAUUACUUUCUAUUCUCGCGAUAUUUUACGUGGAAUGUAUGAUAUGAAUUUGUCCCAGCAACCGAUGUACAGCGUGUUAGCAUUGAAAAGUAUCUUCCUUGAAGUUACUAUAGAUCUUCCAUUUGAAUUAGAUUCCGAUAGGUUCGUUCGUCUUUUGCAGUGUCUCGAUGCUAAAAAAAUCUUGACCAAUAUUUAUACCAUCGAAAAAAUCGAAUGUUACGCUAUGAUCGAAACUUUAUCGAAUAAUAAGAUAAAUAUAAUGGCAAGAACAAUGUCUCAUUUGAAAUUAAUCCUAAAUAUAAUACAAGAAGAAGCCUCGAUUCCUAUUACGAGACUCGAGGAAUAUAGGUGUGCCGAAGCAGCAGAAGCUUUGAUAGAAGAGUUGGAAACAUAUCUCGGUGGUCUCAAUUUCUCGAGAAUGCAAAGGGCAAGGAUAAAGAGUGACCUGUUAAUACCAUGAUCUCGUAUAUGAACGAUAUAACGUAUUCAAUCAUACGAAUUGUACGAAUCCAAGGUUCUAUGUAAUCAACAAUCACCUGUAAUGUUUAAAACAAAACAAAAAAAAGAAGCAUUCUUAUAAAAAGAUCUUUUAUUCUUGUAAUAAAUUAAAAGAACACGAGGAAAGAAAUAAAUAAAAUCGUUCAUCAUUAGGAUCAUCGUGGAAAAAUGGGAAUUUGUGUAUAAAACUUCGAAAAAGAAUUAACAAUCUUUCAAGAAUUUCGAUUUUAUUUUUGCAAACUUUACUUUACGUACGCAUUCAAUUACGUACGCAUUGACGUUAUGUAUGCGUGUAACGUGUAUGUGACACGUUUAUAACCGCAUUUGUCACGGUUAAACGUACGUCAAAUUUUCUUCGAGCCGGAUAUGAUGCUGAACACCAAUGCGCUCGUCGGUCGAUGAAUGAUCGUCGACAGCAAUCGAGAUGCUGCUAGUUUGUUUUUUUUUGUUUUUUUUUUUUUUUUGGUUUCUUUUGAAAAUAUAAUCGAUAGAAGCCAACUAAAAGGUUUGAUAUCGUAAUAUUUUUUCUUUUUUUUGUUUUUUACCGUAGCAAGAUGACGAGUGUUAUAUAUCAUACG
This is a messenger RNA of Polistes canadensis, 2453 nucleotides long. RefSeq lists its product as uncharacterized. The transcript has 4 exons. Bases 731 to 1837 code for a protein of 368 amino acids. NCBI's taxonomy places the organism in Eukaryota, Metazoa, Arthropoda, Insecta, Hymenoptera, Vespidae. The record is from RefSeq and is a predicted model, not a curated record.